AUGAGAGGUCGGGCUUUGGGCGCGCUGACCUUGCUCCAAGCUGUGACGGUAGCACUUGACUACGACUACGAAGGGUAUCGUUCCAGGAGUGGCGUCACUGCCUGGGUUGACGUGGACACGCCGUUGGAUGCUCGCUCCAAGAAGUCAUCCCGCGGCGAGACGUGGGAUCUCGUGAUGAGCGACGAGUUUGAGAUCGACGGCCGAUCGUUCGUACCAGGGCAAGAUCACAUGUGGACCGCCUUGGACAUCCCCGACGGGGUGAACGCCGCCAUUGGUCUGUACAACUCGUCUAACGUGUACACUUUGAACGGCAAACUGAUCAACCGCGUGGACGAAAUGCAAACAAACGUCACGUACUUUAACCAAUGGCUUGAAGUGCCCGACUUCGAGUCCAGCACAUUGCACUACUCCGCUGGCAUGAUGCAGUCGUGGAACAAGUUUUGCUUGCAGGGCGGGCUCAUCGAAGUGGCGGCCAAGCUACCCGGCGCCGUCAACGUCCUGCCGGACAACACUGUACUCACCCCUAGCGACCGCGUCCAAGACGGAGCUUACUACCCCACAUGGCCCGGCAUCUGGCUGCUCGGGAACCUCGGCCGCGCGCUCUUCUCGGCGUCCACCACGCGAAUGUGGCCGUGGUCGUACAAUGAGUGUGACCCCGAUUACCACCCCCAUCAAGCCAUCUCUGCGUGCGACCCCAAUCCUGGCUUUGGCUUGAACCCAAACCAAGGCCGAGGCGCCCCCGAGAUCGACAUCCUUGAAGGCGGAGGAGCUGCCAUCUCGUCGUCCAUUCAAGUCGCUCCGGGGAUGCCAGACAACUACCGCCGCAAGCCGGUUGAAGCGCCUGACGGCGUGUUCUGUUUUUACGGCAAGGCGUGUGCCACCCCUGGCGCCAACUUUCCAGAUAUCCCCACGAGCGCGUACGCCGACCGAGGCCAUCGCAGCUGGUAUCAAGGGCUCAAGUACGCUGCCAACAACCGGUGCCCCACCGAUCCCAACGAAGUGCAGCAAUACGAACCGGUGAAAGCAGUGCAAAUGAACCCGGCUUUGCUCACGACGAACAUCUACGACAAGAUGCAAGUGAGUGCCGGACGGGACGCCAACGCCGACUUGGGGCUCAUCGACGGCAAAGGGCCGGACCACUGGGGCAUCAACUACAACGGCACGUGCUUUCCCAUUGCGAAUGGGUACAUUGGCGCGUUUUUAUGCGACCCCGACACAAAGAACACCAAAUGUGCAGCGACCCGCAUGGACGGCGUCCCCAACACCAACCAGAUGCCCCCGUUCGAGUACCAGAUGGACGCAAUUUCAGCUAAUUGGGACAUUGGCCACGAUGCGUACACGACGUUUUACAUAUACCAAAUCGAGUGGGUGCUGGGUGAGUCAGGGUAUGUACGCUGGAUGCUCGAUGGCGCGCCUUUGUUUGAAAUUCCGUCGGUGACGUUUACCAAGCCCCCCCAAGCCGGGCCUGGCAAACCGCGCAACCCGAUUAAGUCGCCCAUUGAAGAGCCUCUGUACAUCAUCAUCAACAUUGCCGUGGCGAGGGCUUGGGGCGCUACCCCGCCCAACGCAAACAUUGGGCCGUGUCGUGGCGAUGCCAACACACCCAAGCCAGGCACUCCUGAGUUCAACAAGUCCAACAACAUUUGCGACUCGUUCCCCAUGUACAUGGAGAUUGAGUAUAUUAGAGUGUAUCAAGAGAAGAGCUCGAUGUACAUUGGAUGCGAUCCCCCCACUCAUCCCACCAAGGAAUGGAUCGAUGGCCACCUCGAAUGGUACACGAAUGUCAAUAACACCAUGAUCCGAGUGGACGGUGGCGCGACAUGCAACAAGGACGACGACUGCCAGUCCAUGUCGGCGUCCAUGCCCAGUGGUCGCUGCGUGAAACGUCGCUGCAACUGCGUCAAGGGCUAUGGCGGCCCUCGAUGCACCAAGUUUCUCGGCAGCAAGUCACUUGACUUGUCCGACGGCACGUACUUUGGCCCGACGAUCUUGUAUCCCGCCAUCAUCGCAAGCGCAAUGGUGGCGUUGAUUGUGUUGACCUGCGUGUGGCGAAUGCGCCAGCGUAGUUCCGCCGCCGCCAUGGCGUCAUCUAUGCGCAAAUCAAAGCACCAAGGCGAGGUGGAGGCUGUUGCCGAAGUCUCAGUCGGCACAGCCACCGGGCAAUCGAGGCGAUACUACGCCCCUGCCAACACUGGUUAA
Molecule: messenger RNA, 2199 nt
Organism: Aphanomyces astaci
Lineage: Eukaryota; Oomycota; Saprolegniomycetes; Saprolegniales; Verrucalvaceae
Exons: 7
Coding region: 1-2199 (732 amino acids)
Biological process (GO): (1->6)-beta-D-glucan biosynthetic process
Cellular component (GO): plasma membrane; endoplasmic reticulum membrane
Molecular function (GO): glucosidase activity
Source: RefSeq, a predicted model, not a curated record